AAACAUAAUACAGUGCAAACAAACCAAACCAACCACCCACAGAUAACAGUACAUACAAGCAAGCGUCGUCAGGCAGGCCGGGUCAAUAUCAAUUGGGCAGGUAGGUACAGGGGGAGCAAGCAGAGAAUGGUCGGAGUCACAGGCCAGGUUCAGCAGGUAGCAAGCAGCGUAGUACAGAGGGUCAGGCAGAGGGAUGGUCAGGGUCACAAGCCAGGGAUCAAAACAGCAGAAGUCAGCAGCAGUUCAGAUCAGGCAGGGUCAGCAAAGGGACAGAAACAGGAUGCAGGACAGAUACAGGGCCCAGGACAAACACAAUACCAAGGCAGAGUCUGCAAGUCUGGCCAUCCCUUAAAUACACCAGUAUCAUCAGUUCCAGGUGUUAGCUGGCUGAAAGGUUGAGUCUCUGAUUGCUGGGAGCACCCGCUGGCCAGCCCUGGUACUGCAGAUCAAAAGGCAGGUGAGUCCCACCAUUGCUGGCCAGUCCAUUCCUAACAAUACCUCAGUUAGCCAUCACCACAAGAUGAGACAAUACAACAAAGUAUGACCUAAAACCAGAAGGUUAAAAACAGACGUCAUGACCGGUCAUGAAUA
Staurois parvus is the source of this 591-nucleotide messenger RNA. Lineage: Eukaryota; Metazoa; Chordata; Amphibia; Anura; Ranidae. The record is from the annotation of a GenBank genome assembly.